UUCAACCACCUGAAAGGGAUGCCGAGCCUUCCGAACCCUCAGUCGCUGUUCUUCCUGCCGUUAUUGGACCAACUGCGUGGCCUGUCGCACUGUUCCAACGCAGCGGCGAUGGCCGGUCAACAACAGCAGCAGCAGACUUCCACCACCACGGCGUCCACCAAUUGCAACGUCAUGCCGACAGCCGUGUGGUCCAACAACGGCAGACCACCGUCGACGUCGUCGGCCAGUCAGUGUUCCAUGCAACUGCAACAGGAACAGCAACAUACGCCGCCGCCUGCUCAGGCGCAGCAGCAACAACAGCUGCGACACCCGACGACGGCCGCCGACCCGGACGCGCCGCUGAACCUGACCAAGCGAAAGUCGCCUACGCCGCAGCCGCAUCCUCCGUCGUCGACGACGCCGCAACACCACCACCAGCAUCUCCAACAGCAGCAACAGCAACACCACCACCAGCAGCAGCAGCAACAGCAACAGCAACAGCAGCAACAGCAACAGCAGCAACACCAUCAUCUCCAGCAGCAGCAACAGCACCAGCAGCAGUUACAACACCAGCUGCAACAACAGGCCAACAACAUGUUCGCGCCUAGGAGUUCUGGCGGCGCCGGAUGGAACUCGUCUUCGUCUUCGCCGCCGGCCACCACGCCUGGCACUGCCAACAGGCGGUCCGGUUCCGGUCAGGGACUGGUCAGCCCGCCGGCCGCGGCCACGCCGAAACUCCUGCCGCCGCCCAUACCGGUGCCUAGAGGAUUCAUGCCGUACGCCGGCAUACCACCGCCUCCUCCGCCGCACCACUCGUCUGCCGGUGGCAAACUAAGCCUGUCGCCCGGCAAGGACAAGAUGUCACCUUACUCGGGAUUCCAACUGUGUCCUCCUCAGCUCCUCAGGGACGAACAUUCCGAAAACAUGGAUCUAUCUUGGGGACCCAGUGAUCCAAAUUUCAAACUCACCGACGACACAAGUGACAGAGGUCGCAUGAUACGGCAGCAGAAGAAAGACGGCGAGCACAUCAAGAGACCUAUGAACGCGUUCAUGGUUUGGGCCAAGGACGAGAGGCGAAAGAUCUUGAAAGCCUGUCCCGACAUGCACAAUUCGAACAUUUCGAAAAUAUUAGGUGGCAGGUGGAAGGCAAUGUCGAACGCGGACAAGCAGCCGUACUACGAGGAGCAGUCCAGACUGUCCAAGUUGCACAUGGAAAAGCACCCGGACUACCGGUAUCGACCCAGGCCGAAGCGGACGUGCAUCGUGGACGGCAAGAAGAUGAGGAUAUCCGAGUAUAAGACGCUGAUGCGACAGCGCCGGAACGAGAUGCGGCAGCUGUGGUACAGGGGCGAAGGGGCCGGUCCUUCCGGUUCCGGGCCGGACGUAGCCGGCACCAGUUUCGGGUAUCCACCAGACGGGUCCAUAUCGCCGGACCUGAUGUACUCUCCGGCAAACUCGCCGUCCUUUGGCGGCGACAGUCACGACGAGGACUAAGCGACGGCGGUGCAGUAAGCCGCUUGCACCACUGUCGCUAUCGUUCGCCUGGUGUACAGUGUUGUACCUACAAGAGCUUUGCGCGACGCCAUCGCGUUCGAGUCAUCGCCAUCGCCAUGAUGCGCAGCUACCGCGGUCAUCGGUGCAGGACACCACUGCUGCGCAGCUACCGAGGUUAUCGAUAUACUGCAGCUGCUCUGCCGAUCGACACCCACUAUUCCUCCACGCCACGUCCAAGUCGACCGGCGAAACAGGCCAGUAACCCCCACGACUACCAACAGUACCUGUAUUACACUAUAUAUAUGUAUAUAAUAUUAUAGUGCAGCGUUAGUAGACAUGGAAAUAGUCAAAAGUAAACCCCCUAAUCCUCAUGUGUAUGAACCAAUUUUUUUUUCUUAAUUACCGUGUACAGAAAAUUGUGUAAAUUAUUAUUAUUAUUUUUAUUAUUAUUAUUAUUAUUAUUAUUAUUAUGAUUUUCUAAUUAC
Myzus persicae (green peach aphid) is the source of this 1958-nucleotide messenger RNA. Its product is annotated as transcription factor egl-13-like. The coding region runs from base 19 to 1473 and encodes 484 amino acids. The transcript has 6 exons. Gene Ontology annotation, biological process: cell fate commitment; regulation of transcription by RNA polymerase II. NCBI's taxonomy places the organism in Eukaryota, Metazoa, Arthropoda, Insecta, Hemiptera, Aphididae. Gene Ontology annotation, molecular function: DNA-binding transcription factor activity, RNA polymerase II-specific; RNA polymerase II cis-regulatory region sequence-specific DNA binding. The record is from RefSeq and is a predicted model, not a curated record. Gene Ontology annotation, cellular component: nucleus.